AUGCCCAUCGACACCCUCGUCGCCGUCGUCCGCGCGCGCGCGUCGCGCGACAUCGAACCUCAGAACGCACCCGCGUUCUGGUUUUCGAUGUCAUUUAUGGAAAAGGGUGCACACAUUUGUGCACCCGUUCUGCCGCAAUCUUCGAUUACCGGUUUUACCCCUCCCGACCCCUCUCCGCCCAUCCCUCCUUCACCAGGCUGUCCGCUGUCAAGCGGACGCCUGCGCCUGGGCUCUACGAGCUCCAAGACGUUGACGAGAGCGAGCCACUACGUGGCUCUUGCUCGUCGAUGUUGUAUCUCAUUCUUUGUCACCCUCCUCCCCACCUCCCCCUUCCGACCCUCGCGCCGGCUCCGGAAGGCCCCCAAACGCCCCACGUCCGAUGUCCCCCAUUUUAUACACGCCGUGGGCAGUGCGACUGGCUGUAGCUCGCUGUCUGGGCCGCCGCCGCCGCCGCCAUCGUCGCCGUCGCCCUCCCCGCCGGUAUCCUUCAAGCCGACCUCAAAAUGCAACGCCCCGCCUUAA
Gloeophyllum trabeum ATCC 11539 is the source of this 522-nucleotide messenger RNA. RefSeq lists its product as uncharacterized. The record is from RefSeq and is a predicted model, not a curated record. Bases 1 to 522 code for a protein of 173 amino acids. The transcript has 2 exons. Lineage: Eukaryota; Fungi; Basidiomycota; Agaricomycetes; Gloeophyllales; Gloeophyllaceae.